Messenger RNA from Eruca vesicaria subsp. sativa (arugula), 3796 nucleotides. The record is from the annotation of a GenBank genome assembly. Lineage: Eukaryota; Viridiplantae; Streptophyta; Magnoliopsida; Brassicales; Brassicaceae.
AUGAGAAAACCUAAAAACAAAGAAAACUAGAAAGAAAACCAAUCUGAUCUCAUCACUCGCUCUGAACAACUAAUUAAGAAAUGGACAAUCAAGAGAAAAAAGAACCGAUCAGCAGAGAGGAGACUAUCAACAAGAUAAUGAAAUAUUUGGGAGAAGACGGUGUCGAUUCAAGAACUGUCCUCGUUGGUGAAGCUGGUAUAGGAAAGACGUGGCUUGCAAAAGAAGUCAGCAAACGUGUGACUCAAGAAACGUCUUCAUCUUACAUUGUCCUCUGGUUACAUCUCAACAAGAAGAUUGGAGACGAGAAGACACUUUACGAGAAUCUAGCUGCUCAGUUAUCCUUGUUUUUCGAGUACGAAGAAGGCGAAAAUCAAAACAAGGUUGAUUCAUUGGAGAACUUGAAGAAGAACAUAUCAAACGAGAUCAUCAAAACAAAGAAGAAGAAUCUUCUACUGAUUUUGGAUGAUGAAGCAAGUAUAACAACUGAAGAACAUGUAAUGGAUGUCCUAAAUCUCCGAAAGUAUCUCAAAGAUGCUGUGAAAGGCAUAACUCUAAAGAUUCUAGUCACAAGAAGAAGUGAGAUACAAGAGAAAGAGUCAGACAAAACGAAAGAGAAAGAGUCAGACAGAGCGAAAGAGAAAGAGUCAGGCAGAACGAUCAAAGUCGAUUCCCUCACAGAAGACGAGUCAGAGAAACUACUCAAAGACUCUCAAACCUUUCUGGAGUCGUAUACCGUUGAAGACUGGCCUGAUUUGCUGAAGCGCCUUUGCGAAAGCAAAGAGAUCAAAGAACCUACUCUGAUGUCUUGCAUCACACGUAAGAGCCAGGGCUUACCUGCUGCUAUUGUUGUGUUAAACAAGUCUUUAAACAGCAUCAAGACUCUGUCUGCAAAACAGAGGAAAAUAUUCAAAGAAGUGAUCUUAUCCCCCAAGUCACUAGACGCAGCAGCUGCUUCCAAGAACGCUGUAGAACGGAGCCUCUACAAUCCGGUCUUGCGUUUAAGCUACGAGCUGUUAAAGCUCGAUGAAAAGAUCGCAAAACCGGUCAUCGCUUGCUUUUGGCAUGUCCUGGACUUCUACAAGUACGCUGGAUGCGCUUACUACCGAGACCUGAUAGUCCACUGGAUGCUUGAAGGGUACUUUGAUCCGGUUAAGUCGGUUGAGAAAGCUUAUCAAGAAGGACACAACAUUCUGAUGGAGUUUAUGAACAGAGGAAUCUUGAAGAUGCAAGAAGACAACAUGGUGGUUCCUGAGGUUUCCAUGAGAAACCUUUUAGAUCUUGAAGAUUGUGGCUUCUUUGGAAGAUCUUGUCUUGGUUUCAACAGAGUUUACGGUGGAGACAAGGCAAAAGGUCUUGGAAGAAUCAUCGUAGUCGACGACAUGAUCAGAACAAUACAAUCUAAGAAGGAGAAGAUCACAACCCUCAUCGUUAGCGGAAACCGUCUACGCAGAGAGAUUCCUAACAAGUUCUUUGAAAGAAAAGAGAUGCAAGAUCAUCUUGAAGUUGUUGUCCUCUUUGAUCCAACGUUUCAAGAUCUUGUUAAGUCUCUAUCUAAACUAAAGAAUCUUCGAGUACUAGUGAUCAGAGACUGUGAUCUAAUCAAGAACAUUGAUGAGCUUAAGGUUCUUAAAAACCUACAUGUUCUUGAAGUCUCUGGUGCAAGUUAUCUAAAUGACAUCAGAGAUGAUUUCUUCGCUGACAUGACUCAGCUUCAGAGCCUUAACCUCUCCGGUCUUUCGAUCAAAUCUUCGCCUUCGACAAUCGAAAACUUAAGCAUGCUGCGUUGCUUCAUACUAAGAGACUGUCCCAACAUACAAGACCUGCCUAACUUCAAUGUGGCAACAAAGGAGCUAGAAGUCAUCGACAUCCACGGAGCUAGAGAUCUCAAAUCUUACUUUGACAGAGUUACAGAUUGGAAAUACUAUAAAGGCAAGAACAAGAACUUUGCUCAUCUCCGGAAGCUAGAACACAUGGACUUCUCAGGGACUCAAAUCAUCCGCUUACCAAUCUUUCAUCUCAAAGACUCGACAAACGAUUACAGCACCAUGCCUGAAUUGAAAAGGCUCUUGGUGAGAAACUGUACAGAGCUCAAGAGGCUGCCACAGCUUAAGCCCUUGACUAAACUCCAGGUUCUUGAUAUCUCUGGCUCUAAGAAGCUGGUGGAGAUGCUUGAAGUGUGCUUAGAGGAGAAGGAAGAGCUUAGAAUCCUUGACAUCUCAGGCACACCUCUUCCAGAGUUAGCAGACACCAUCAAUGACGUUGUUAAUCUCAAUCAGCUUCUUGUAAGAAACUGCUCCAAGAUGAAAUGGCUUCCCAACAUCGAGAAGCUAACAUGCCUUGAGGUUUUCGAUGUUUCGGGUUCCAAUCAGCUGGCGAAGAUCGACGGAACAUUUGGUAAGAUGGCUUACUUACACAAAGUGAAUCUUUCGGGUACGGAGCUAAGUGAGUUACCUAAAGAAAUGGCAGAGCUAGCUAACAUCAAAGAGCUCAUCAUAAAGAACUGCUCCAAGAUUGUGUCUCUUCCAAAUCUUGAGAAUAUGAUACAUCUCGAGAUCUUCGAUGUUUCGGGCUGCGUUGAGUUGGCGAAAAUCGAAGGAUCAUUCAAGAAUAUGUUUUACCUUUGCGAGGUGAAUCUCCGUAAGACUAAGCUCAAAACAUCUCCAGAGUUGCCAGAAAUGAGCAUCCUCAGUUCUUCGAAACGCAUUGUUUUCGCGGAUUCGAAGUUUUUAGAGAAAGACGAGUGGAAGAAGAUAAAAGAUUUGGUGGCAAAGGAUCCAGAGCGCUCUAGCUUCCCUAGUUUAGCAGACGAAACAAGCGAAGAAAGAGAGAAGCUUGCUCAUCACGGCGAGAGAUACAGAGUUCUUGAUCCUGAAGUUACUUCAGGUAUGCAGAUAGUUGACACUAACAGACCAGUGGAUGAUGAUAUAUCAAAAGCAGAGUACAUCUCUGUUUCAGAUAACGAAACAGAGACCGUAUCUUCAAUCCUAGACAAGUUUAAAAUAAGUUCGGUAAAAGGUUGUUGGGUGGAGAGGUGCAAGAAGAUGGAGAAUCUCUUCGUGUCAUCACCAGAAUCACUGGAGAUGCUUUGGAUCUCGAAUCUUCCAUUGUUCAAAACAUUAGGCAAUGAAGGAUUAGUGUUCAAGAACCUGAAGAAGCUAAGCAUAGAUUGCUGUCGAAACAUCGAAACGCUCUUCAAGGGAGCUUCUCAAGUUCCUGAGAACCUUGAGGUUCUGCGUGUGAAGUUUUGUGAUCAGCUGAAGAAACUGUUUGAUGAUGUAGAAGGAGUGGGAGAGUUACCGAAGCUUCGUGAGCUUUACCUUCUUGAUUUGCCUGUUUUGUCGUCGGAUGGAGUUAGGUUUCGGAGUCUUGAGAAGUACACAAAGAAGAAUUGUCCGGAAUUUAAAGCUGAACUUGAGGAGCUGAAGAUUGGAACUAAGAAAACAGAGGAUCAGCCUCACAAGGAUACUGCGCCUGAGAUUCAAACUCCUGCUGAGUCCGCAAAAACAACAGGCCAAGUUCAGCAACAAAAGCUCCCGUAAGUGACUCACAAGCUCUCCCAUCAUCAUCAUCAUCAUCUCUCUGUCGCUACUGGUUCCCACUGGUUUUUAAAGUUUUCACUAUAAAUAAAUGAAUAAAUCUUCAAAGGUCUUGAACUUUGAUGGAGCUUGUAAUACAAAUCUACUAGAAGUUGUUCACUUUGUUGUGUUAUGUAAUAUAGUACAAAUAAGAAAUGAAUAAAAAUGUUAUUUCUGUUAUACUUCUCUCAUGUUUUUGGUCUGCGAAUGUAGAAUAUAGA